AUGGACCCCGACAACGAGGUCGCCGUUACUGAGUCCCAAGACACGCAGGCCACGCAGGCCGCCGGCCCCGCGUCGACAUCGGCGCCAGGCACUGCCACGUCGCGCACUCGCUCGCUGUCCGAUGGUGGCAACACACCCAAGCUGUGGCCGUCACCACAUAUCAUCGAGGCCCCGCGUCGGUCAAAGGACGAUAUCACCAUCCGGGAUAAGGACCAUGAGCCAAGUGGUACGGCCGGCCCUGGGCCCUUUGUGCCGUCCGGGCAACCUUCUCUCGGGUCUGGUCUGUCUUCACUUUCCUCGCUCUCAUCGUUUCCUUCAGUCUCGGCAAACCCAUCGACGCCCAUCCGGGCCGGUUUCUUGAGGGGCCUCUCGCUACAGAUGCCCACCGGAAACACUACAACUGACUCUGCGUCUCCCGUCCCGCAAUCCGGUUCUUAUCUCCGGCCAGCCCCGCUCUCACCUACACUUGACGGCUCGCACAUCUAUGCUUCACCGUCCAGCAUCCUUCCGCGUCGAUCACGCGGCUUGGACUAUUCACGUGCUGCCACGAGUCUACACCACUCCACACUCGCCAGCCAGGCAUCGCCCGACUCGUCUCCAACCAUCGGGUCGCGGGCCAUGAACAUCCCCAGUAGAAGAAACGACGGUAGCAGCGGCGCCGACCAGGCUUCCACCUCGCUCUGGUCCAUGAUGGGCAGCCAGGAACGAAUGCAGGUCUCAAGCUCUGUCGGCAGCACCCUUGUCAUUUCCGAUGUGUCGUCUAGCUCGUCAGACGAUGAUGACUAUAUGGACGAGGAUAUAGAUGAGAUUUAUGUCACUACACCGCAGGCAUCGAGGCUAGGCGUGGCUGGGACUCCUAGUAUGUCCGGAGCAGCACCAUGGCUCGCAGGCUCUCCUGCCCUGAACAAUCCCAGUUUCCAGCAGCGACAGAGGCCACGAAAGAUCAAGCAGCCCAAGAGGCGGCUUCGCGGGCCUCUUGGCUUUGCGAGUGCCCUGUCACGAUCACCCCCAAGUGGCUUGGUCGGACCUAAGGACAUGUCUCCUCACUCCAGGAGGGAGAGCAUCAGUUGGGCCGCAAACCAGCUUCACAUCUCAGGGAACGAUAGCGAUGACAGCCUUAGCAAGCUUGACACCCAUGACAGUCCCGUGCGUCCAAGCAUAGUGCGCCGGGCUGUGACGCGUAGGGGGAACCUGCUGCCCAAAAUCAAAAGCUUUGCUCGCGUCCGCGCCGCUCUCAUGGAAGAGAGCGCACCAAUCGAGCACGAGGUCCGCCGUGAGGCUGAGGUCAUUCGCCAAGUACGGGGUACCGACAUGGACCUGGAACCGCGCCCUUUCCCACCAGCACAUCCCCAUCCCCGGGCGACCCCGGCCGCCACAACAGCUGGCUCCAGCCAGACCCAACUAACCCAUGAUAGUCUCGAUGAAUUGUCCGAGGAUGUCAUGAUGGUCGAUCCGAGCGCCAAUGCUCUUGGUCUGUCCCUCAAGCAGCAAGCCCUGCGCAACUCCAAUCGUCACAAAGCCCCCUGGGACACCAUCUCCGAAACAAGCAGUGUCGGCGGUGGGCGUGUGACAACCCCGCCUCCGGCAUCCUUCCAUCCUGCGCGCUCAAGCCUGGAAGAUAUAACCAUGGGCUCGCCAUCGGCCAGCUCGACUGGCGCAAGCCAGACCACCACCACAGCGAACCAGAAUACCGCGUCGUCUAGUUCAGGCCCCAACUGUAACACCCAACAGUCUUCAGGUCCCCGACCUCCCGGCAGCAGUACCAACACUACCGGCCCCUCCUGCCCUAGUGCAGCGGAAUUAACCCGCCGCAUCAACUCAAAACGCCGCGCCCGUGCCGAUGAUGACCUCGAUCCCGCCUCCAUCAAGCGCCGCGCUGUGAGCCCAGGAAUGAGUGUACACGGGUCACCAGUGAUGCAGAGCCCUUUGCAGAGGGUUGGCGAGGGUGCGCCAUGGGGAGGGCCUGAGAGAAGGAGUGAGGGAACGAGCGCGAGGCCGGGGAGCGUAGGGGAUUUAAGUGCCAAGGGGGGUAGUGAAGGGGUUGUGGGACGAGGAAAGAGUAUUCAUUAUGGGCUGCAAGGACGGGUUGGGUAUCAGGGGAUGGUGGAAACGAAUGAUGGGAUUACUAGGUUGAGUAUUGAGUGA
Molecule: messenger RNA, 2145 nt
Organism: Thermochaetoides thermophila DSM 1495
Lineage: Eukaryota; Fungi; Ascomycota; Sordariomycetes; Sordariales; Chaetomiaceae
Exons: 2
Coding region: 1-2145 (714 amino acids)
Cellular component (GO): site of double-strand break
Source: RefSeq, a predicted model, not a curated record